UCGUCCUCCACACCUUCCUGUUAUCUUAUCGCGACUUCUUCUCUCCUCUAUUAUUCUCCGUAUAACACUCUAAAACACUCUGAACAACCUAUGGCCCUCGCCCUGGACCUCCUCGCCGCUCCCGGCAUCGCCCGCAGGUCCGGCGCCGACUCCUCCAUCGACUCCAGUCCGCGCUCGGCCCCCUCCCCGCCUCCGCUCAAAGACCUCCUCCGUUUCGAGCCCGCUGCUGAUCUUCGCGAUGAUCCCGCCGCUCUGCUGCCGGCGGACGCUCCUCUGAUCGCCUCUGACCCGCCCGUAUACGCGCUCUCCGCCGCAAUCCUCGCCGUCGCCCUCGAUCGCCGCGCCCACGAGCCCUUGCCGUCGCCCGGCCACGUCUUUCCCUGGCUCCACGGCCUCAACCCUUCAAACGCCUACCAGCUCGCCUUCCUCGACCCGUCCGGCGUCCACGCGCAUCCGUACACUCCCUCCCGCUUCCGCAACAUCACCCUCGUCAAGCUCGGCUCUCUCGGCGCAGCCCGUCUCGUCGGCACCGUCUCCCACCACGAGUUCCUCCCCGACCCCCCCACCCAAGGCUUUCUCUCCCUCGACCCUCCCCACGGCGUCGGCCUCCGCAACUUCCACAUCCAAGUCGCAAAGACCGCUACUCUCUCUGAUAUUGUCGUCUACUCCAAGCGCGGCCUGCCCACCGACGGCCUUGUCGCCCUCGCCAAACGCAUCUCCGCAGCGCAGAUCCACCACCGCUCACUCGUCCCCACCGCCCCCGUCUGCCGCACCUUCAUCGUCUCGGACCCGUUCGAGGUCUUUGAGCGCUUGUAUCCGCACCUCGUCGCCGUCUCGUCCUCCGGUAGAACCUACGAGCACGCGCGCGACUUCCUCACCCUCGAGCGUCUCGAGAUGAACUCGAUGUCGGCCGCCUCUGAGGUCACCCCUAAUUUCUACCUUGGCAACGCCCACGACACCCAGCUCGAGAUCGACGACGGCGACCUGUUUGACAACCUCGACGACCUCGACGAUGAUGACGACGAGCGGAUGAGCGAUGCCUCGGUCUCCAGAUGGGAUAUCUACGUCGAGUGCAUGGCCGCCGCCACCAUCCCCUCGCCCCUACUCCUCCAGAGCAUCGAUAAGGAGUACUUUGAACCCGCCCCCUCCGGAUUCUGCAUUUCCAUCAACAGCAACAGAUCCAAGCCUGCUGAUUCUGCCGAUGCCGCAUUCACUUCCUCCUCCGCUCCUGCUUCCUCCUCCGUCCUCUCCUCCGUCUCGUCGUCCGGCUCCGCCUCUGCCUCCUCCUCGUCCUCCUCGACCGCCGCCGGCGCAAGCACGACCCUCACCUCCACCGCCACCGCCGUCGCCCACAUAGAAUUCCCCUCGUCAGGCUCGCUCGCGCUCGGCAACCUCACCGACCGCGACAUCGAGGCCAUCGUCGACUUUUGCGAAUGGCUCUAUCGCCACGCGGCGGUCGAGAACCACCGCGUGCUGCUCUACUGCGUCGACGGAUACACAGAGACCUCGCUCCUCGGCCUCGCAUAUCUCAUGUACUCGACCGGCUGUACCGCGCCCCAGACAUACAUCGACCUGCACAAGAAAUACAACCGCGCGUUCUUCACCUUCCCCGCCGACCUCGUCCUGCUCAACCACCUGCAGACGCGCCUGCUCCUGCGCUCGCCCGUCGCCAACCCGAUCCAGAACGGCGUCAUGCCGGAUCUGCCAGAGUGGUUCGUCACCAUGGACGGCUCGCUUCCGUCAAAGAUCUUUCCGCACAUGUAUCUCGGCAAUCUCGGGCACGCAAACAACUACGGUCUGCUGCGCGAGCUCGGUAUUAAGCGUGUGCUGAGCGUGGGAGAGUCGAUUGAUUGGUGCACGAUAGAAGGCGACGAGGAGUGCAACGACGCCGACUCGGCAAUGUCGGACGAACCGUCGUCAUCCACGAAGCCCACCCUGCGACGCAAGUCUGCCCCCGGCGCCAUGGAGGACGACGCACACUCCUCGCAGACGUCUCUCGGCGACAACACUUCGCCCUCAAGCACCGACAUCACCCACUCGCUCGACGACUCGGCCAUCGUCUCCGGCGAGCAAGUUCCAGUCCCGGGCUUCACGAAACUCAUGUACGUCGACCAGAUCCAAGACGACGGCAUCGACUCGCUCUCCAAGUCGAUCGAGUCCUGUCUCGCGUUCCUCGACGACGGCUUCCGCGCCGGCGAACCCACGCUCGUGCACUGCCGCGUCGGCGUCUCGCGCUCGGCCACGAUCUGCAUCGCCGAAGCCAUGCGCCGGCGACGAAUGUCCCUCCCGCGCGCGUACCUCUUUGUCCGCGCGCGGAGACUGAACGUCAUCAUCCAGCCGAAUCUGAGGUUCAUGUACGAGCUCAUGAAGUGGGAGGAAGAAGAGGAGGCGGCUAGACUUGGCGGCACCGGCAGGCAUAGACGAGAGAUGGAGUGGCCUGUCUUGUGCCGCGAGAUCGCGGCGAUGAAUAAAGCAUAUAUAGGAUGAAUUGUUUUUGUUUGUUUUGUGUUUGUGUUUG
Messenger RNA from Myxozyma melibiosi, 2518 nucleotides. RefSeq lists its product as uncharacterized. Gene Ontology annotation, biological process: nuclear DNA replication; protein dephosphorylation. Gene Ontology annotation, molecular function: protein tyrosine/serine/threonine phosphatase activity. Lineage: Eukaryota; Fungi; Ascomycota; Lipomycetes; Lipomycetales; Lipomycetaceae. The transcript has a single exon. The coding region runs from base 91 to 2487 and encodes 798 amino acids. The record is from RefSeq and is a predicted model, not a curated record.